Centropristis striata (black sea bass) is the source of this 1720-nucleotide messenger RNA. It is a transcript of the gene sfxn4, whose product is annotated as sideroflexin 4. Lineage: Eukaryota; Metazoa; Chordata; Actinopteri; Perciformes; Serranidae. The record is from RefSeq and is a predicted model, not a curated record. Gene Ontology annotation, biological process: mitochondrial transmembrane transport; monoatomic ion transport. Gene Ontology annotation, cellular component: mitochondrial inner membrane. Gene Ontology annotation, molecular function: monoatomic ion transmembrane transporter activity. The transcript is spliced from 14 exons. The coding region runs from base 180 to 1130 and encodes 316 amino acids.
UCUGAAGUCCGCGAAUGUAGCACACACCCGCCCACAGCUGAACACGUGCUUGAAGGCGGAAGUAUUUUCAAAAUAGAAUUUGACCUCAAAAGCAUGAAAUACAUGCCGGUAAAAUGUGUACUGUAGUCGUGCGAUUGUAAUUUAUUUAAUUUAAGUUAGUUAUACUUCUCAUUGUUGUAAUGGAUCCUAAUCUGCUGUUUUGGAAGAGCGAGGGACAGACUCUGUUCAGACGCCUACAGAUCUGGUUUGAUGUGCUUGAUCCAACCUUCCUGUUCUCCUCUGAUGCUGAAAUACAGAAAGCUCACAGUCGUCUUGGAAGUGGAGAGAAACUAAACGAAAAGGAUGGACAAGCACUGACCUAUCUCUCACUUUCGUCUGUCCAUGCUGACUCUGGAGCUGUUCUUCCAGUCAUUUUCCGUCCUCCAGCUCUGUUCACAAUAUCAGCUCCUCUGAUGAUUGCCAGUCUUUUGCCACACAAGGCUGUCAGCCACGCUAUGUUUUGGCAGUUUUUUGGGCAGACUUACAGCGCUGGGUUCAACUAUGCCAACAGAAAUUCUUCAUCAGAGAAGCAGGGUCAGCAGACGUCUCUGAAGCAGCUUCUGCUGAUGGCUGGAACAGUUUCCUAUGCAACAUGUGCCGGGGCCCUUCCUCAAUUUUUAAUUAACCGACUUGGUGUAACAAGUGCACAGGGUCUGGCUUUCUUCAGGUCCGUAUUACCGUUCCCAAUAUCAGCUGCUCUGGCCUUCUUCAACGUGUUUACUGUCAGAAGUUUGGAGUCACAAACUGGGAUCCAAGUGUUUGAUUCCAAUGGAAAUCCUGUCGGCCUCUCUAAAGCAGCAGGAGAAAAGGCUGUGAGGGACACGGCGAUGUCAAGAGCAACUCUGUUUGGAACAGCCACCGCUGUUCCUAAUAUCCUGAUGUUGUUCUUACAGAGCACCAAACUUUUCCAGAGGAAUCCUCUGCUGGCGUCUCCGCUCCGUUACUUCAGUGGUGUUGUGUGUUUUGGCUUGAUGAUCCCAAUGUCAUUCAGCCUCUUUCCACAACUGGGAACGAUAGAGAAGGAAAACGUGGAGAAGGAGCUGCAGGCUGCAGUGGAUGGCAGUGAGUUAUACUACCACCGAGGACUCUAAAGGGACUGUUUCAACCAAAACAUGUUGCCGUACCUGGAUAGCAUGAUAAUAAAAUGUCUUUUUUUAAAUGUCACCCGGCUGAAAAUGUGGAUGAAGCUUUUCUCCAAGUGUAAAUCACAAGCAAGAAGCUAUUUUUUGAUAGUAAAUUUAUUUAGUUUGAAUAUUACAUGUGUUCAUAGAUAGGAAAUAUUACAUCAAUUCAUGAAAAUACAUUUAGUUUUUAAAGUUCUAUGAGCAUUUCUGUGUAUUGCACUCUGUGUCUGAUCUGAAAUACUGAGGCACUGAACCAUUCUUUUGGCAAUGUGGUUGAAAAUGUACUCAACUGUAAAAUAACAGCGCUAAGUAUACAUCAAUAUAAAAUAAACCUGAACAGUGAGACACAUGUAAUGCAAUAUGGAUCAACAGACACGGAAGCACCAAUCGUACUUUGAUCAGUUUGCAGAUUGACGAGGAUCUUUUCUAUCUAUAAUCUUUUUUAUAAAACUGUGAAAAAGCCUCAUACAACACAACACAAUUUGCUUGUUUUAAGUCAUUAGUAAAAUACAAAAUGUGGCAUUGUUAAAGAAAUAAACUCACAUGUUGUGCAAUGC